Molecule: messenger RNA, 1239 nt
Organism: Cantharellus anzutake
Lineage: Eukaryota; Fungi; Basidiomycota; Agaricomycetes; Cantharellales; Hydnaceae
Exons: 7
Coding region: 1-1239 (412 amino acids)
Source: RefSeq, a predicted model, not a curated record
AUGCGCAAGCACCUAGGAGGGAAAGGUGCGAAUGACGGUGCGAGCAGCGGCGCAAGCAGCACGAGCGUCAAGCCAGUCGUUGCGCUAGUUGGUUCGACUGGGUACCUCGGGAAAUCCAUAGUUCCAGUUUUCGCCAAGGCCGCUAACGAGGGUCAGUUCGCCGCGUUCAAGAUCCUGACGAGCUCGACCCCAAAGGACGAACUCAAGUCUGCUGCAUCGGAUAAAGUGACCAUCGUACAAGUUGAUUAUGCAUCUCCUGCAUCGUUGGAGAGUGCAUUAGAGGGUGUCGAUGUCCUUGUAAGCGCCUUGGGGGCAAGCAAAUCAACGGAGGCCGCUCAAAAGAGUUUGGUUCAAGCAGCCGCCGCGGCCAAAGUAAAGGUGUACUUCCCAUCAGAAUGGGGCACCGACUUGGAUGUCAGCCCAUACCCCUUCCCGCCUCUCGACGCAAAGACUGAACAUGUCGAAGAAGCCAGAAAAGCCGGGCUUAAAACAGUCGUCUUCGUCGUCGGGGUGUUCUCCGAUAUAAUCCUCUUGCCUAUCUCUGGAUGGUUCACUGCGCCGAACACGGUGCACAUACCCGAUUCCGGCAAGAAUAAGGCUGUCUUCACUGCCAAAAAGCACAUUGUGCAGUAUGCACUCCAAGCCGUCAUUCUCGCUGCUCAGGACCCGGCGAAGUUCCCAGAUAAGGUUCGCGUUUGGGACGAUAAUAGAUCCUGGGAUGAAUACACCGCAGAGCUCGAGCAAGUCCUGGGAAGAGAACUCAUCAAGAACGUCAUUCCUAAAGAACAACUUGUGCAAGAUUUCGCCGCCGGACCCUCCAUCGGCGGCCUUGGAAGGUUACUCGCUGCCGAUGGCCUUACCGAUUAUUCGGACAACCAUAACGAAUUGUUGAACCCUGGCGAGAAGUAUUUCAAACGUCAGACUGUUGGGGAGACUUUGAAGGAGGGACCGACAACAAAAAGAACGAUAGUGUCACGCGAGAUCACCUUACCUACCGAUCGCAGAUGGGCAAGGUGGAUAUCAAGCUUGCCCAUAGCAAAGCAACACGAUCAACAAGUAACAUUCCUCGGAACGUCACCACCCACAGGCCGCAGUGCCCCGGACCCCACCAUGUUCGCACAACCAAUACCGACCCUUUACAAUAAUGCUAGGAACUUCAAAGUCCCUAAGGACCGCGUGACAACACGAAUCCGGAUCUGGUCUGCAUCUUCACCACCGAUCACUCAAGUUAGUCAUUAA